AAUUAUAUUAUAACUACAGCGAUGUACUGAAAUACUUAUGGUCAGCGGUUUGAUCGUUGGAGGAAUUUCCCUUGAGAUGAUUGGACCUGCACCUUUUCUCACAUCCAUACUACCAAACAAGAAAAUCUGGCUUGUUUGUGUUGCCAUGGCAAUCAAUGGAGGCUCGGCUGCCCUUACCAUACCCCCAGCRGUAACUGUAAUGUCCAUGUAUGCCAGGGACGCUGGUAUGCCUGAUGACAUGUCGACCAAUGGUGUUAUAUCUGGUAUUAUAACUGCAGCUUGUAACCUAGGGUCAUUCACAGGUCCUGCUAUUGGUGGAAUUGUCAUAGGCUGGAUUGGAUUUAAUUGGUGCGCUGCGAUUUUUGGCAUAGUUUCAUUUUUCCAGGCAAUUUUCACUGCUGUUUUCAUUCACUUUUGGAGACCUUCCAAGCCCAACGGUGGUUCAGAUUACGUGGGAGUUGGCCAAGAGUAAUGGGGACUGCGUAUUUAUAAUAAUUACCAUUAAAUAACACAAACUUUCAAAUCCUUCCACAAAUUCUUGAUAGACUAUGUAUUAUAAUCCAAUCUUUGGUUCUAUACCUCACUGACUUGACUUCAUAAUCUACURGGCGUAAAUUCACAAAAACGCGACCAAGAAGAAUUUUGGAUUCGACGAUAAAAAAUCCAUCGGACACAGGAGAAUCCGAACCAAYCCUGCCUAGUUUCGUAUUACCUUACAUGAGUGACAGACACUUGAACAGGAAUCACGAAGAAUGUAUAAAAUAAUAAAGAAACCGUUUAAAAACGUU
Molecule: messenger RNA, 788 nt
Organism: Exaiptasia diaphana
Lineage: Eukaryota; Metazoa; Cnidaria; Anthozoa; Actiniaria; Aiptasiidae
Product: MFS-type transporter SLC18B1
Exons: 7
Coding region: 38-472 (144 amino acids)
Biological process (GO): transmembrane transport
Molecular function (GO): transmembrane transporter activity
Source: RefSeq, a predicted model, not a curated record